Molecule: messenger RNA, 1473 nt
Organism: Penicillium manginii
Lineage: Eukaryota; Fungi; Ascomycota; Eurotiomycetes; Eurotiales; Aspergillaceae
Exons: 1
Coding region: 1-1473 (490 amino acids)
Source: RefSeq, a predicted model, not a curated record
AUGGCCACCCCCGGGGCCUCCUCCGACACCCUCAUCGCCCCCUUGUCCUCACCGACUCACCCCCAAUACCCCCCAAAAACACUUCAAAAAACACCGGAAAUUCCCUCAUCGACCUCACCUUCGGAUCUCGAAUUGUCCACCAUAGCCCCCAUUCCCAAACUCGCCCGCGAAGCCAGUGAUAUCACCUGGCAAGAAUCCCUCGAAUCUUCCAAAGACCAGGUCACCCUAAUCCGGCGCCGCGGUCGGUUUCGCCUACUCCACCAGCAACAGUUUAAGAACAGCCUCCUUGCCAGCGUAGGAUAUCUCGAGCUUGCCAAUGCCGGCGACUUUGCUGCGAAUGUCUGGAAUGAAAUUCCGGUCCCGAAAUUCGCCGCUGUCCUGAUGGGUAUUGGUGGUACGUUGGCGUUGGGAAUGAUCCUCGUGGCCAUUCAGGAUUUCAAAUUGAGUUAUCGCAAUGUCAAGCUUCUCCAGGCGGAGCGGGUACACUUGACUCGACUUCAGCAAUAUCAUUGCAAGAAUGUGGAGAUUACGAGGUUACUGGGGAGUCGGCUGGGUGUGAUUUACAGGGAGAUGGGCACUGAGGUCGUGGACCGCAUUGUCAUGGACGUUCUGAUGGGUUUGGGGUCGAUGCUGGUCGGUAUCGGUACCCUGAUGGCUAUCGGUGGUGCUAAUCCGAAGGUGUACAAAGCCAGUAACCUUCUCUCGGGCUAUGUCGGCAAUGGACUUGCGGCGUUGUUUGGAAUAGCCAAUGCUGUCUGGUCAGUGUGUUUGAUUCGAAGAUUCCAUUUACAUGACGCUGCUGUCAAGGCGAGUGAGCCCGAUGAUGAGAUUCGGCGCCGACUGCAUACCCGCUUUCGACGCUUUCAUUGGCAUGCGAUCGUCAACGGACUUAAUGGAUUAGUUGCCGGUGCCGCGUCGAUGGUCACUGCGGAGCGAUGGUGGGGUUAUGUUGUACUGAUCCCUUGUAUCAUCUCCCUUGUUUUGUGCAACUAUUUCUGGAGGAAAAAGCUCGGCUACGACCGUCCUAUCUUGGAUCACGCUUCUCUUGCCCGGAUGCAGAUGACACCCUUGCUAGAAGACUUGGAGUAUGUCAUAGCGAUGCAGAAAGGUCUUGCUGCACCGGAAGAUCCCAUCUCCCAAACCAUCGUCCAGCGAGACUCCUUUCCAUCAAUCUUGCAAUUCAUCGUGCGAAAUCGAAUGUUGGAGACAUACUGCGACUCACUUUCCCGCGAUAAAAAGACUCACUUCCUCCUCAACUCACUCCCCUCGCCGACCGAUCAAAUCGUUCUCAACCAUGACGUUCUUCUUCAGUUAUCUGUUCCCACUACCCACGCCCCGAUCCUUCUCCGCCAUGCACAAAAGUUCCUGCGGAACGAAGGCGUGCGCACUUUUACCCAUCGCGAGCGCCACCUAUUGGAGCUACUCGGCUACGCUGUCUGGCGGGAUCAGACACCGGUCGUCGAUGCUCGAUAG